Molecule: messenger RNA, 822 nt
Organism: Plectropomus leopardus (leopard coralgrouper)
Lineage: Eukaryota; Metazoa; Chordata; Actinopteri; Perciformes; Serranidae
Source: RefSeq, a predicted model, not a curated record
AGCAGCAACCCACAAAACCGAUGUUGAAUGAUUUUUUUAUUUUACUAUCAAGCCCGCAGAGAGAGAGAUACCAUCAUCAGAGGCCUGCGAUCAUUUGCUGCAUCCACCUGCAUCCGUUUCACCCCUCUGAACGGACAGAGGGACUUUGUCGACAUCCAGUCUCGCUCAGGGUGUUUCUCAUUUGUAGGGCGUCGUGGUAAUGCCCAGGUGGUGUCUCUGAGUCGUCAGGGCUGUGUUUUCCAGCAGAUCAUCCAACACGAGCUGCUCCACGCCCUGGGCUUCAACCACGAACAGACCCGGUCUGACAGGGACCAGCAUGUUCGCAUUCUGCUGCAGAACGUCAUUCGAGGAAUGGAGUUCAACUUCAGGAGGAUCCGAACAAGGAAUCUCGGCACUCCCUACGACUACAACUCUGUCAUGCACUAUGGACGGUUUGCCUUCUCCAGGAACAGGCAGCCAACCAUCGUUCCCAUCCCCAACCCCAAUGUAGCCAUCGGUCGGGCCACGCAGAUGAGUCCGACCGACAUCCUUCGAAUUAACCGCCUCUAUCGCUGCAAUACGAGAGCCUCCAAACGUGACCCUGAAGUGAGCAGAGGGACCGUGUCCUCUGAAUGAAAGAAAUAAAGAGGAAAUGAGGCAAAUUGAUGCAGCUUCUCAUCUACAAGCAAACAAGGAAAUGCAUCCUAUGCUUAAUGCAUGAGAUUUAAUUCAUAAUUUGAUUAAAUGAGCUUUUGCGCUGACUUAGUGAGAAAUGAAGUGUCCAAUAAAAUUAUCACAAAUUUACUCCUAAAUGAAUAACUGCUUGUGAGCUUGACUGAAUAC